GGAGAUCAGGAAAGAAGAGAGGGGCUUAACAUUAACCGGCUUCAGAACUGUUUUGAAAGCCAGUAACUCCCUGAAGAUUUGUUCAUUGAGACUGGGAAGAAGUCCUGGUCGGCCCUGCACUUACUUGAGGAAACAUGGACAUCAGAGAAUACUUUGCAAGGAUUGGCUAUAAUCAUUCCAGUGAGAAGGUGGAUUUGGAGACUUUAACUGAAGUGAUGCAGCAUCAUGUUCUGUCUGUGCCUUUUGAGAACUUGGACAUUCACUGUGGAAUACCCAUAGAACUGCGUUUAGAGGCUGUGUACGACAAGAUUGUGAGGAAAGAGGGGGGAUGGUGUCUGGAAGUCAAUCACCUUCUCUUUUGGGUCUUAACCACAAUGGGGUAUGAGACUACAAUUUUAGGGGGGUAUGUUUACAAUACCUUAAAGAGGCAGUAUAGUAGUGCUAUGAUUCACCUGCUUCUAAAGAUCACAAUAGGUGAGAGAAGUUAUAUAGUGGACGGUGCAUUUGGCCGUUCUUACCAAAUAUGGCAGCCGAUGGAAUUGGUUUCUGGAAAGGAUCAACUUCAGACUCCUUGCAUUUUCCAUUUGAAAGAAGACAAUGGAAUCUGGUACUUGGACCAAAUAAGAAGGAAACAAUUUAUUCCAAACUCAGAAUUUCAUAACUCUGAUCUCUUGGAAAAAAGUGAAUUCCGUCAUAUCUACUCUUUUACUCUCCAGCCACAAACAAUAGAAGAAUUUGAGUCUGUAAAUAUUUACCUUCAGACUUCUCCUGAGUCUGUGUUUACAAGCAAGUCUUUUUGUUCUCUGCAGACAGUAGAAGGAGUUCACUGUUUAGUUGGCUGGACUCUUACUCACAGAAUAUUCAAUUAUAAGGAAAACACAGAUUUGGUGGAGUUUAAAAUUCUGAAGGAUGAAGAGAUUGACAAGGUCCUUAAGGACAUAUUCAAUAUUUCUCUAGAGAAAAAGCUUGUCCCAAAGCAUGGUGACAGAUAUUUUACCAUUUAGUAAGGAAAAAUCUAUAGAAUAGUAAUUGGGGUAGAAAACAGACACACCAUGACAACCAAGUUUUCAAAACAUUUUUAUUAAUACAUUUUGCAUAUUUUAUUUUGAGGUAAAAAAUACAAGUUUCUACCUUGAUUUGCAUACAAAAAUUCCCCAAAACAUUUAAACAAAACUGCCCAUUAGAGUAGAAUCAAGAUUUCAGAAAGCUCAUUAUCAAAAACACUGAAAACAUAUUUAGUGGCUGGAAUGUCAGUCUUUAAUGAUUAAUUCUUGAAAUUUAGAUGGGCAGAAUCACAUAAUUUUCGAGACAGAAUGAAUCUCAUUGAUCAUCUUCCCUAACUUAUAUAUGAAAUGAAUCACUAUUCUAACAAAUCUGACACUAGUCCAAUCUCUGCUUGAAUACCUACAAGGAUUAGGUAACUACUCUUGAAAUAUCUCAUUCCACUUUUGGAUAAAUUGAAUUGUGAGGAAGUUGUGUUCCCCCGAUAUCAAGCUUAAAUUUUCUUCUUUCCCAAACUCAAUCCAUUACUCUUGGGAUCUGCCUUCUGGGACCAAAUAGAACAAGUUUACAUGCCAGGCUUUCAAAUACUUGAAGGCAGCUUUCAUGUCCCCAAAACUCCCUUCUCCAAGAAAACAUGCCCAUUUCCUUCAGCUGACUCUUAGGAAUAAACUUGCCAUUUUCUGUGA
Molecule: messenger RNA, 1688 nt
Organism: Antechinus flavipes (yellow-footed antechinus)
Lineage: Eukaryota; Metazoa; Chordata; Mammalia; Dasyuromorphia; Dasyuridae
Product: arylamine N-acetyltransferase 1-like
Molecular function (GO): acetyltransferase activity
Source: RefSeq, a predicted model, not a curated record